AGAGGAGUCGAUGAUUUCACAGGAUGGUUUCAAUAAACUAGCCUUGGAUGGUAGUCAACUCAAAAGUGUCAAAGGAGAUGACUUCUUAUCUGACGACUUUUUAGAUAAAGAUUUUUUCAGUGACGAUAAUUUACAGGAAGAUUUUAUUUCCGACAUGACAGCAGAAAACAAUGAAGCUCCACUUGAUGAAGCGGUUGAAGACGGAGCUGAAGGUGCAGCUGAAGGUGAGGACGAAGGUGCAGUGGAAGAUGAGGACGAAGGUGCAGUUGAAGAUGGAGACGAAGGUGCAGUUGAAGACGAUGAUGGAAAACAAACAAACGAUGAUGUCGCUGUUGAUGAUGAUACUAAAAAGAAAGAUUUCUUGUCUGACGAACAUAUACAAAAAGAUUUCUUGUCUGAAGAGCAUAUACAAAAAGAUUUCUUGUCUGACGAACAUAUACAAAAAGAUUUCUUUUCUGAUGGUCAUAUAGAGGAAAACUUUUUUUCUGAUGAUCAUUUAGAAAAGGAUUUUUUUUCCGACGAUAAUACGAACUCCCAGGGAGAUGUUGCUGCUAAUGGCCUUCAGAGUGACAAUGGCGAUGGAGGAUUGAAAGAAUCUGACAAUGCUAUUAAUGAAGACGUAAAUGACAGUGCUGAUAUUAAGGCUACUCCUGUUGAAGACAAUAAUGACGAAAUUGCAGACAGCGAUCGUGGAAAUAACAAUGAUGAACAGAACGCUGGCGACACAGGUGUAAAAAAGAUGUGGGCUGUCGAUUCUGAGGAGGGUAAGCCCUUUUUAGAUGAAAAUUUCUUUAGUGAUGAUAACAUCGAGAGACGUUCGAUGGCAGAUAAGUCACAAAGAUACGGUGCAAAUAAUCAUACCGACGAUAAACAUGCUGUCACAAUUGAAGGUGAAACUACUAAAAAAGGAAAUGACUCCUCGGAGGACAUAAAGGUUCUGCCAACCAACGUACAUAACACUCGUCGACAGCAAAAUCUGCAUAUGUUAGAAAAUGAGAUCCGUUGAAAUGCUUGCAAUAAAGUAAUGUUUUUUUUGUA
Messenger RNA from Cydia fagiglandana, 1038 nucleotides. RefSeq lists its product as uncharacterized. The record is from RefSeq and is a predicted model, not a curated record. NCBI's taxonomy places the organism in Eukaryota, Metazoa, Arthropoda, Insecta, Lepidoptera, Tortricidae. Bases 11 to 1006 code for a protein of 331 amino acids. The transcript has 2 exons.